AUGAAAACAGAGGGUAAAAUUGGAAAACAAGGAGUUUCUGCUGCUGGAAGUAAGAAGGAGCUUCUGGAGAGGCUCUGUGCUGGAGGUGCCAACGAUUUAAGCAACAAUGGCGAAGAUGAUAGCAAAGACGGGAAUGCCAGCUCCCAUGCUCUGCAGAAAGUGAAGACCAUUGAUGACAUGCGAGGAAUGAGUAUAAAGCAGCUUCGAGAAGAAGCUAGCGCACGAGGACGUUCUGCCGUUGGCACGAAGAAGGAGCUGCUGGAGAGAUUGUGUGCUGAUAAUGACGAUGUCUCAAAUGACAAUGAUCCUGAGGAAAAGAAAGAGAAAUUAGUCACAGCCACCAAGAAAGGUUCAGCUGUCUUGGAUAAAUGUCUGCCAGACCAUAUUAAGACUCAGUACCAUGUCUUGCAAGUAGGCGAUGACAUUUAUGAUGCCAUGUUGAAUCAAACAAAUGUUGGGGCGAAUAAUAACAAAUUUUUUGUCAUUCAAGCUCUAGAAUCUGAUGAUGGCGGCAAAUUCAUGGUCUAUUUUAGAUGGGGAAGAGUAGGUGUGAAGGGUCAAGAUAAAUUAGUUGGCCCUUAUACCUCACAGCAAGCUGCGAUCUCUGAGUUUGAGAAAAAGUUCUUUGACAAGACCAAGAAUCGUUGGACCGAUAGGAAAGAGUUUGUUAGUCAUCCACGUUGCUAUACUUGGUUAGAAAUGGACUAUAGUGAAACCCAAAAUGAUCGAGCUGUUAAAUCAAAGCCAGAAUCUACAACAAGACUGGAACCUAAAGAGACAAAGCUGGAAGCACGGACUGCAGAUUUCAUCUCUCUCAUUUGCAACAUGAGCAUGAUGACACAACAGAUGAUGGAAAUUGGAUACAAUGCUGAAAAAUUACCUCUUGGUAAAUUGAGCAAAUCGACUAUUUUAAAGGGUUAUGAUGUCUUGAAAAGAAUUGCUGAUGUGAUUGCCAAAGCUGAUAGGAAGACGCUAGAGCAAUUAAGCGGGGAAUUUUACACUGUGAUCCCCCAUGACUUUGGUUUUAAGAAAACAAUUGAUGUUGAGAGACACGCCAGAGAUUUCAUGGAGGCGGCCAAAAAGCUUCAGCUUUUUUUCAUUGGGUUGCAACGAGAAGAACAACCCACGAGAGCAGAAACGCUACGGAAGGAGAUUGCUAAUAUGGAAGAAGAGUUGAAAGUGAAGACUGAGCUAAUCAAUAAGCAAGAGAGAUUAAUUCAAGGAUGGAGAAUGGAGUUGAAAGACCAACUAGAGAAACACAACAUUGAGUUGGAAAGAGUUUGA
Molecule: messenger RNA, 1284 nt
Organism: Striga hermonthica
Lineage: Eukaryota; Viridiplantae; Streptophyta; Magnoliopsida; Lamiales; Orobanchaceae
Source: the annotation of a GenBank genome assembly